AUGGCUCCCCAAGCUCCCUUCAACGUCUACGUCGACAAUGAGAUCAGUUUCGUCCUCUACAGCCGCCGCAAAUUAUCGCACCCCUCAGGCAUACCAUUGAACACUGAUUGCACCGAUAUGGCGUUCGAGUUAGACCCUAUUGACCUGCAAACCGCCGACAUCGCCGAGUGGGUGGACAUUCUUCGGGAUUGCGGCUGCCUCGACAUCGACACACUGACUGCACUCAAAAUACAACAUGUGAUCACUGAUAACAAGGUCUGGUUCGUCGACAGUCAGCAGAAGCGCUCCCAGCGCGCAGCUGAAAACGCUGCCCCUGAUCUGAAAGAGUUCCACCUAGGAACUGAGCGCUUUAUCGAGGUCCGCACUCCUGAUGAGCUUGAGCCUAAAGACCCCAACCGCCCUCCCGUCGCCUCAGCGUUCAAUCUCGUCGAGAAACUGAGGGAGAAGCUGCCCAAGACCGACAUUAAAGUCCUUGUUUCCGCUUAG
This is a messenger RNA of Trichoderma atroviride IMI 206040, 486 nucleotides long. RefSeq lists its product as uncharacterized. The record is from RefSeq and is a predicted model, not a curated record. Lineage: Eukaryota; Fungi; Ascomycota; Sordariomycetes; Hypocreales; Hypocreaceae.